Heterobilharzia americana is the source of this 216-nucleotide messenger RNA. The record is from the annotation of a GenBank genome assembly. NCBI's taxonomy places the organism in Eukaryota, Metazoa, Platyhelminthes, Trematoda, Strigeidida, Schistosomatidae.
AUGAAAUUAUUUCAUUCUGUAAAUUACUAUUUUAAUCUCUGUGUUUAUUUUUGCCAAGAGAAUAAAAUGUAUAUGAUUACGGAUGAAUCAAUGGUAAUAAAGUGGAAAAGUGUACAGUGUUUGUAUAUGUAUAUUCCACUGAAUAAAUGUUUGUUACAAGAUCAUCUCCAUAUGUUCGUUAUACGUUUUCGCAGUAUAAACAAAUAUUUAACGUAA